Messenger RNA from Thrips palmi, 1081 nucleotides. RefSeq lists its product as uncharacterized. Gene Ontology annotation, cellular component: plasma membrane. Gene Ontology annotation, biological process: detection of chemical stimulus involved in sensory perception of smell; sensory perception of smell. The transcript has 8 exons. Bases 14 to 1081 code for a protein of 355 amino acids. Gene Ontology annotation, molecular function: odorant binding; olfactory receptor activity. The record is from RefSeq and is a predicted model, not a curated record. NCBI's taxonomy places the organism in Eukaryota, Metazoa, Arthropoda, Insecta, Thysanoptera, Thripidae.
CCGCCCCGUCUACAUGGAGCCCACCACGGACCCACUCGCGGAGCGGGUGCUGGAGACGCCCGUGCGCCUCAUGCGCGUCGUGUGGGCGUGGCCAGACGCUACUCGCAGCGCCCUCAAAGCGAACGUCGCCCACAUCAUCCUCUUCAAGUCCAUAUUCUGGGUCACCAUGGCGUCCGUGGUGUACAUCGCGUGGGGCCAGUAUGACAACAUGGUUACUGUCCUCAGCAGCACCAGCGACAUCGUGGCCGGGUUUGUGGUGAUGUGUAAGAUCCACUACAUCUUCCGGAACGGCGAUCAGCUACGGGAGAUGCGUUCGGCCUUGCAGUACUCGUUUCAAGGGGUGGAGGACAUGCUUGCACCCGAGGAAGCCCGAGAAGCUAACAGACGCUGCCUCGACAAGGCGAGGAAGUUCUGCCGGUACAUGAUGCUCCUCUACGCCCCGCUCGCUGCAAGUGGCGUGGGCCUCAACGUGGCCAACAUGUUCCUGAGCCGGGAGACGCGCCAGUUCAACAUCAAGGUGCCUGCUUUCGUGACGCAGACGGACUGGAUCUACUGGCCACUCUUCUUUUGCUCCAUGAUUCUGUUUACGUCCUUCAUGUUCAUGAGUGGUGGUUUCGACACGCUUUUCCUGUCGCUGUGUAUGCACAUGCGUUGCAAGUGCGAGAUUUUGAGGAAACUCUUUCGACACGCCAACCAGAGAAACGCCGGUCCUGGCGAGGGCCGUGAGUACGAGUACUGGCACCACGACGGUACAGAUUAUGGAAACGCCCCAACGGCGCUCUCGACUCGCUCCAGUCGGGAAGUGGAGGCAGCGCUCCGAGCGUGCGCCUACUACCACCAACAGCUCAUCAAAAUUCGAGACACGACGGAGCUUGUCUUCAACAAUGUCACCUUAAUAUUGAUGGCAUAUCUUUUGCUGGGACUUGGCAUUCCCGCUCUACGUAUGAUGUAUGACACUUUGGACGCCUCCGCAGCCGUUUACCUGAUGCUCUACACCACCUGGAAUUUCGCACAACUUUUGUUCUAUUGCUGGUUCGCAGACACCGUGGCAUACUCCGUGAGCGCUUUCACUGGUGGAUAG